AUCGCCCGGCGAUAAAUGUGAUAUAUGGUUACCGUUUAUUGAAUGUUCCCAGUAAUAUGAUUCGAAUCAUUCGAUCAUUGACAGACGUCUAUUGCAAAAACAUAAUGAUGUAAGAAUUAUUUGCUGAAUCUCUUGCUGUUUCAAAAUCACACCGCGCACGUCCAGAGUUUUGCUGUUGAGAAAAUUUGUCUUUUUAGAAUCAUUUAAACUAUUAGCGAAGAUUAACGAAAUGUUGUUGGAAGGUUUAUUUGUCUGCGGUCGAGAAGACGCAAUUCCAUUAAAAAGUCUUUCCGUACGAGCGUUUCUUCAAGGUUAUGUUGUUGGCUUUCGUUCAACGUUGACCUACGAAAACAAAACAUCAAACCCGCUCGAAGUCUUCUUCCGUACGCCUGUCGAUGACUCGUAUGCUGUUGUCGGUUUGGAAGCUAUUAUCGAUGGUAGAAAGAUCCAAGCUAAAGUACAAGAGAAAGAAAAAGCGAAAGAAAUGUACAAGGAAGCAAUAUCACAAGGAAAGACAGCUGCGUUUGGAGAAGAAAAGAAAGGUGAUAUAUUUAGUUUGGUGCUGGGAAACCUUCCCCCAGGUGAGAAUGCUGUGUUGCAACUAACCAUGGUGGGUGAGCUUGCUGUUGAACCUGAUGGUGCUGUGAGGUUUGUUCUGCCAACAGUUCUGAAACCACGGUACACACCCCUUGGAAGCAAAGACCCCCUUGCACCAGAAACGUCUACUUCAGGAAGUGCCACAGUACACCAUGCAACAGGACCACAAAUAUAUGAAUUUGAGAUGGUGAUAAAUGGUGCUCCUAGCAUUGCCGAAGUAACAUCUCCAUCUCAUCAGCUUCAUGUUGAGUACACUGGUCAGAAUAUUAAUGUUUGUUUGGCUCAAGAAAAACAGACUGAUAUUGUGAUACUGAUUCGAUCAAAAGAAGUACACAAACCUUUGGUAAUGGUUGAACCUGGUAUGUUGAAUGGUGAAAAUGAUUUCCAGAAAAGCCCAGCAGUUAUGGUCAGUUUCUUCCCCGAAUUCAAAGGUGACAGUUCUUGCCUCCAAGCUGCUUGUGAGUUUGUGUUUGUGGUUGAUCGUAGUGGAAGCAUGGCAGGGGCCUAUAUCAGAGAUGCUGCACAAACCCUCUUGCUUUUCCUAAAGAGUAUCCGUGAAGGCUGUUAUUUCAAUGUGAUUGGUUUUGGAAGUCAAUAUGAGAAGCUAUUUCCUGAGAGCGUUCCUUAUGACCAGAAAAAUCUGGAAAAAGCAGUGCAACAUGCAGAAAACCUUCAAGCAGACCUUGGUGGUACGGAGUUGUUUGACCCUCUAAAAUAUAUUUACAGCCAUGACCCAAUGAAAGGCUUACCUAGGCAAGUUUUUGUUCUCACUGAUGGAAGUGUCAGUAAUACAGAAUCAGUAAUCAAACUUGUUGCAAAUAAUUCAACUAACUCAAGAUGUUUCUCUUUUGGUAUUGGCUCUGGAGCAUCAAGCACACUUGUGAAAGGAAUUGCAGAAGCAGGAAAAGGUGCUGCAGAAUUCAUCACUUCAGGAGAGAGAAUGCAAGCCAAGGUUAUCAGAUCUUUAAAGAAAGCCAUGCAACCAGCAGUUACCAACACCCAAGUCUCAUACACUACUCCUGCUGGUGUGACAGUUACUUCUGUACCAAAAGGGUCUCUUCCAGCAAUUUUUAUUGGAGAGCGUUUGAUAGUUUAUGCCAUCCUUCAUCACAGUUCACCUUCUUCUGAAACACAAGAAGGAACGGUUUGCCUGACUGGUGAUUUACUCGGGGCAAAGGUUGAACACAACAUGAGAUUUCAAGUUCCACUGGCGGUGACGAAAGACAACAUGUCCCAGGUGUCAACCAUUCAUCAUCUUGCUGCUAAAAGAUCCAUCAAGGAAAUGGAAUCGAGCAAUGACAGCAGUCCAGAAAUAAUCCAGCUCAGUUGUGAUUCAAAUGUGAUAUCUUCCCAAACAGCAUUUAUCGCCAUUGAUGAAGAAAGAAAGGAGGCGGUGAAAGGAAGCCUGCAAACCUGGGAUAUUCUGCCUGAUGAACAUCACAUGGUGACGUCUUGUUACAAGCCAAGGAAACUUUGUUCUGUGGUCUCCCGCCCUGUGAAUGAUUCAUGCGUUUACGGGGAGUCUAAUACAAAGCGGCUUUUUAAAUGUUCCAGGCCUAUUUAUUCCCGGGCAACUUUAUCCCGGGCAGAAUCAGAACAAUUCUCCAUACCUACUAUCCAAGGAACAACUCAUUUCCCGCCCUUACCCCGUAGGCGUAUGGUGGUUACCCGCUUCUCAGAGUCUCCCUGUCCCCCUCCCCCUCAAAUGGCUAUGGACGAGACGCGUUCUUCAGAGUCAACUGCCAACUGUUCUCGUUCUUCUAGUUCCUUUGAGUCCCCUCCUCCCCUUCCUCCCCGUUCUCGUUCCUCUCAUUCCCCUCCUCGUUCUUCAGAGUCAACUGCAACAGAGACUCCACUGGCAACAAUCAUCAGCCUUCAGCUCGCCAGUGGUGCGUGGAAAAUGUCAACAUUCCUGAGGGAUGUUAUCUCUAAAACCACAGAAGAGAUAAAAGAUGCGUGUCCAGUGUCUUGUGAAGGUGAUAUGGAGUCAAUCUGGGCGACAAUUAUUGUCUUGACGUAUCUGCAACUUCGCCAGUCAAAUUUCAAAAAUGAAUGGGAGUUGAUUGCCCUCAAGGCUGAAACAUGGCUGACAAAACAAAGUCCUCCUCAAAGAUCUUCCAUGCAAGAUUUACGAGAAAAAGCUGAAGCAUUUCUUUCUUAACUUACAAAAUUACAAUAAAAAACGCUUAUAAAUAAUCUGACGGACAUACAUAUGAACAAAUCGAAAUAGUGUAGUAUGAAAAAUGAAUAAUUUUGUAAUGUAAUUAAAAUUUAUAUUAAUACGAUGUAACACUGUUUUAUACUAGAAGGAAACCUAUACUUAUAUACCUCUUAUAUAGGUCAGUGGAUGUAAGCAACCAGUUUUAAUCAUGGAAUCCUGUAGUGUAUUUCAUAUUAUAGUAUUAUUUAUAAUAUAAUC
This is a messenger RNA of Dendronephthya gigantea, 3016 nucleotides long. RefSeq names its product von Willebrand factor A domain-containing protein 5A-like. The transcript has 3 exons. The coding region runs from base 230 to 2758 and encodes 842 amino acids. The record is from RefSeq and is a predicted model, not a curated record. NCBI's taxonomy places the organism in Eukaryota, Metazoa, Cnidaria, Anthozoa, Malacalcyonacea, Nephtheidae.